Molecule: messenger RNA, 468 nt
Organism: Dicrocoelium dendriticum
Lineage: Eukaryota; Metazoa; Platyhelminthes; Trematoda; Plagiorchiida; Dicrocoeliidae
Source: the annotation of a GenBank genome assembly
AUGUUGACUCGUCUACUGCAGACGCGAAUGGCAGCUCGCACUACCGUGAACGCCACUUGCUUUUUUAUGGCUCAUACACAAUCCCUUAAGCACAAACAAUCCUUUCCUUAUUACUUGCCUAUUGCCCACUUAUCCGUUAACCACUCGUUAGCCAGCUUUACUGCCAUUGGUCUAUGUGAGCACCCAGUGGAAUCGAUUUUCGGACCGGUAAUGCAAAUCACCAAAUUCCAGUCAAUGGACGAAGUAAUUCAACGCGCGAACUUUUCUGAGUACGGGUUGGCAGCAGGCAUAGUCACUCGAGAUUUGGAGAGGGCGAUGCACGCGAUGCAAAGACUUCGAGCUGGAACUGUAUGGAUCAAUUGCUACGAUGUGUUCGACGCAGCCGCUCCCUUCGGUGGAUACAAGUGGUCUGGUGUUGGUCGUGAAUUGGGAGAAUAUGGCUUGGAGGCCUACACUGAGAAGAAGACG